This is a messenger RNA of Aegilops tauschii subsp. strangulata, 1662 nucleotides long. Its product is annotated as zealexin A1 synthase-like. The record is from RefSeq and is a predicted model, not a curated record. Gene Ontology annotation, molecular function: monooxygenase activity; oxidoreductase activity, acting on paired donors, with incorporation or reduction of molecular oxygen; iron ion binding. Lineage: Eukaryota; Viridiplantae; Streptophyta; Magnoliopsida; Poales; Poaceae.
GCCAUGGAGUGGUGGCUCACCUUAUGUUUGAUAGCCCUAUCCACGCUACUUGCCCUUUGGUUUUCUGGUUGCAGGAGCAAGUCCAUGAAGCACCUGCCUCCUCCUGGGCCAUGGACUCUCCCGGUCAUCGGUAGCCUCCACCACAUCCUAAGCGCCUUCCCACACCGUGCCCUUACUGAUCUGGGUCGCCGGCAUGGGCCAGUGAUGCUCCUCAAGCUAGGCGAGGUCCCCCUCGUGGUGAUCUCCAGCGCCGAGGCGGUGGCCCAGGUGUUCAAGGCCAAUGAUGUCGCCCUGUCGAACCAUAGUAGCUCCAGGUUGCAGGACAUCGUGGGCUUCGGCGGUAAGGGCAUCUUGUUCGCCCCCUAUGGUGAGCACUGGCGUCAGAUGCGCAAGGUAUGUAUCACGGAGCUCCUCAGCACCAAGCAGGUGAAGCGCAUGGAGGGGAUCAGGGCCGAGGAGGUGGGAAACCUCAUCCGCUCCAUCAAUACAGCAACAGCUGCCGGCGCAACCGUCAACGUCAGUGAGAUGGUGUCGGUGCUCAGCAACGACAUUGUGACACGGGCGGUGUUUGGUGGCAAGUUCGCACGGCAGGAGGAGUACCUCCACGAGAUCGGCAAACUCAUGGAUCUGAUAGGAGGCUUCUGCCUCGUGGACCUCUUCCCGUCGUCUUGGCUGGUGCAGUGGUUCAGCACUGCCGAGCGCCGUACAAAGAGGAGCUGUGAUCUCAUCCAGAGCAUCAUCGCCGACAUCUUUGAGAAGCGCAAGGCGGCGCGAGCUUCCCGUCAUGGCGCCUACAGCGACGAUGAAGAAAUGCUGAACGUGUUGCUCAGGCUGCUGGAGGAGGAUUCGCUGGCCUACCCUCUAACCACAGAGAUUAUAGUCACCGUCAUGUUUGACAUGUUUGGAGGUGCCACAGAGACUACAGCAACCACUUUGGUGUGGGCUAUGUCAGAACUCAUAAGACACCCUAAUGUUCUGGCUAAGGCGCACUUAGAGGUUCGAGAGGUACUAGGUGAGGGUCGAGCUAUCAUUGGCAAUAGCGAUCUUGCAGAACUCCACUACUUGCGGAUGGUCAUCAAGGAGGUUCUUAGAUUGCAUGCACCUGGUCCUUUAAUCCCCCGCAGGACUAGAGAGAACUGCAAUAUUAUGGGUUAUGACGUCCCUAAAGAUACCAAUGUAUUCAUCAAUGUCUUCGCAACUCACCGGGAUUCUCAAUAUUGGGACAAUCCUGAAGAGUUUAAUCCGGAGAGGUUUGUGAACAAGAAUAUUGAUUAUAAUGGGACAUAUUUUGAAUUCACCCCAUUCGGAGGUGGGCGAAGGAAAUGCCCUGGAGUAGGCUUCGCUUUGUCAAUUUUGGAGAUUACUUUGGCAAACUUUCUGUAUCACUUUAAUUGGACGCUUCCCGGCGGAGCCAGCUCAGUGUCAUUGGAUAUGUCUGAAAAAUUCGGGGUCACUGUACGUAAAAGGUCUGACCUAUGGCUCAAGGCUAUUCCACACGUAUGCUCCAAAGCAACACAUAUAUAGAUCCACCUCAGCAGACAUGGAUGCCCAUAUUUGUCGCAUAUUGUACCUUUAUGUUUACAUUAGAAUAAGAGGAGCUCAUGGGAUAAUUUGAAAAAAUAGGAUGUGAUUAUGGGCCAAAAUGAUAUUUCAAAGCUGUGA